This is a messenger RNA of Cajanus cajan (pigeon pea), 1243 nucleotides long. Lineage: Eukaryota; Viridiplantae; Streptophyta; Magnoliopsida; Fabales; Fabaceae. The record is from RefSeq and is a predicted model, not a curated record.
CCACGUAUGUAAUAUUAACAUCUGGUGUUACGAUAUUUUUGGCAGAAAAACCCCUUCUCCAUUUCUUAUCCAUACAUAGAGACUAGAGAGACAGACGCUCUUCAUCUUCAUUCUUGAACCCUUCACUCAUGUCUAUCACUGCCAUGGCCGAAUCCUGUCUCCUCUCUUCUCCCUCCGCACUCUUCCACCCCAAAACCAAACCCUCUCUCUUCUCCCCUCUCUCCAAACCCCUCACUCUCCAAUUCUCAUGCCUCCACUCCACACCCUCCCUCUCCCUCUCCCUCGCUUCCCGGACCCACCGUUCCCCCCUCCUCACGCUCGUCGCCCAAACCUCCGAUUGGGCCCAACAAGAGGACCAGCAACAGGGCCUCAGCGAAUCCGAAGCGGGCCUCGACGAUUGGGAGCCCAACGGCCAAGUCGCCCAAGAAGAGAGCUUCGUCGAACCCCCGGAGGAGGCUAAAAUCUUCGUCGGGAACUUGCCUUACGACGUCGAUAGCGAGAAAUUGGCCAUGCUUUUCGAACAAGCCGGCACCGUUGAAAUCGCCGAGGUUAUUUAUAACAGGGAGACUGACCAGAGUCGUGGAUUUGGGUUUGUCACCAUGAGUACUGUGGAAGAGGCUGAGAACGCUGUGGAGAAGUUCAAUCGCUAUGAUUAUGAUGGAAGACUGUUGACUGUUAAUAAGGCUUCUCCCAGAGGAGCUCGCCCUGAACGCCCUCCUCGUAGCUUUGAGCCAGCCUUAAAAGUCUAUGUUGGUAAUUUGCCAUGGGAUGUUGAUAAUACCAGGUUGGAGCAAAUUUUCAGUGAACAUGGUAAGAUCGUGAAUGCUCGGGUAGUCUAUGACAGGGAAAGUGGUCGAUCACGUGGCUUUGGCUUUGUCACGAUGUCUGAUGAGACAGAAAUGAAUGAUGCCAUUGCUGCUCUUGAUGGUCAGAGUUUGGACGGAAGGGCAAUUAGGGUGAGUGUUGCUGAGGACAGGCCCAGGCGUAGCUCAUUUUGAGCGAUACCUCAAGUAGUCCCCCAUGUCAGCUGCUGGAGUUCUCUUGCAUUUUUUUAAUAGCUGAGGAUAUAGUGUCAAUUUUUUAUUAAAGGAAAUUCCUUUCUUGGGGCGCCAAUUUCAGAUUAGAUUUACGUAUUUUGCUGUUAUUAAUUUAAUGUCCACAUGAAAAGUAAUGUAAUUCCGACUCCUGAGAUUUUAAGUGAAAUUUUCUUCGUUGCCCUUUUCUUUUGGGCUAUUGUUAUUUA